Molecule: messenger RNA, 4459 nt
Organism: Artibeus jamaicensis (Jamaican fruit-eating bat)
Lineage: Eukaryota; Metazoa; Chordata; Mammalia; Chiroptera; Phyllostomidae
Gene: SFRP1
Product: secreted frizzled related protein 1
Exons: 3
Coding region: 279-1223 (314 amino acids)
Biological process (GO): canonical Wnt signaling pathway; non-canonical Wnt signaling pathway; negative regulation of canonical Wnt signaling pathway
Molecular function (GO): Wnt-protein binding
Source: RefSeq, a predicted model, not a curated record
GCAGCAGGAGCACCGGGCACUCAGGUCGGGCAGCCUCGGGAGUCGGUGCCGCGCGCUCGAGCCCCCGCAGCACUCAGGCCGCGCACGCUCCCCUCCCCGCGGCAGGCCGAGGGCCGCCACCCGCCGAGGACUGGGCAGGAGCGCGCGGCCGCGGAUCCGGGCAGGGGUGGGGACGACGCCUUUUGUCCCCGUCGACUCUUGGAAGUUUGCGGCGGGACACGCGCGGGGAGGCGGCGGAGGCACCCGCGACGUCGCAGGCGUGAGCGAGCCGAGCGAGCAUGGGCAGCGGGCGCGGCGCCGGGGGCCGGCGCGGGGCCGCCGGGGGCGUGCUGCUGGCGCUGGCCGCCGGGCUGCUGGCUGCGGGUUCGGCCAGCGAGUACGACUACGUGAGUUUCCAGUCGGACAUCGGCUCGUACCAGAGCGGGCGCUUCUACACCAAGCCGCCGCAGUGCGUGGACAUCCCGGCGGACCUGCGGCUGUGCCACAACGUGGGCUACAAGAAGAUGGUGCUGCCCAAUCUGCUGGAGCACGAGACCAUGGCCGAGGUGAAGCAGCAAGCCAGCAGCUGGGUGCCCCUGCUCAACAAGAACUGCCACAUCGGCACCCAGGUCUUCCUCUGCUCACUCUUCGCACCCGUCUGCCUGGACCGGCCCAUCUACCCCUGCCGCUGGCUCUGCGAGGCCGUGCGCGACUCGUGCGAGCCAGUCAUGCAGUUCUUCGGCUUCUACUGGCCUGAGAUGCUCAAGUGUGACAAGUUCCCCGAGGGGGACGUGUGCAUCGCCAUGACCCCGCCCAAUGCCACCGAAGCCUCCAAACCCCAAGGCACAACUGUGUGUCCUCCGUGUGACAACGAAUUGAAGUCUGAAGCCAUAAUCGAACAUCUCUGUGCGAGCGAGUUUGCGCUGAGGAUGAAAAUAAAAGAAGUGAAAAAAGAAAAUGGUGACAAAAAGAUUGUCCCCAAGAAGAAGAAGCCCCUGAAGUUGGGACCCAUCAAGAAGAAGGAACUGAAGAAGCUCGUCCUGUACCUGAAGAACGGGGCCGACUGCCCCUGCCACCAGCUGGACAACCUCAGCCACCAUUUCCUCAUCAUGGGCCGCAAGGUGAAGAGCCAGUACUUGCUGACGGCCAUCCACAAGUGGGACAAGAAAAACAAGGAAUUCAAAAACUUCAUGAAGAAGAUGAAAAACCACGAAUGUCCCACUUUUCAGUCAGUCUUCAAGUGAAUCUCACGGGGCGGUUUGGGGAGGGAGCGGGGGGUUGGGGUGAGGGGUGGGGGCUGAGCAGACAACCCUGGAACUCACUGCUUCUUCUGUGGGUGGAGGACGCUGUCGUCCAGCUGGCUUUGCUCUUGCAGCAUCCCUACUCUUCCCUGCACAGCCACGCUCCAGACCCCGGUGUAGCCAAUAUUUAAAGCCGCACACCCAGGUAAGGAAAAUCAGCUAGAUUAGGAAGCCUUGUAUGAUUCACAGUGUGGACCAGCAUGUCACUGAGUAAAAGAAAGUGCAACACCAUUUCCACCAGAGACACACUCACUAAAGAAAAACAUGCCGCUGAGACGGGGUUAGGCAAAAAUGUAAAAGACAACAGCAAAAAAGUCAGAGAGCAGCAAAAAAUAGUCCCUGCAACCAUCUUUGUGUCGUUACAAAUUGUUGUGGGUGGUUCAGUUAGUUGUUCCUUCAGAACUAGACACUUGAAAUUGUUGGUAAGAGAUACAUUGCUUUUGGUUCCAGAGCAGUUUCCCUUUCUGUCUGCUUUAGACAGAACCAGACACCACCACACUUACAACUUAAGAUCAGUCUUGGAGAGGAAUAGGUACAGGGAAGAAAAGCGCAAGUGGUGGGUAAUAGUGGAAACGAGAGGCGCCAGGCCUGCCCUGCCUUCCCGUGUGGCUGUCUUUCGCUGGGAAUCAGUCUCACGCGUCAUGCGAGUGGUCGCUGACAUCAGCCUUGGUGCGUGAUCUGGCCAUCACACACGUGGGGGGCACGUGCCUGCCUUCAUGUGAGGAAAGGGAAACCCGGUGGGCACUGGACCCAUGGCAUGAGAGAGACGAUGAUUUUCAGACUCGGGAGGUGAUGGUUAGUGGUUUUCCAAAAACGUAGUUAAAGAAGAGAAAAAGCAAAAAUUUAGAACAGUCCUGCAAAUUGCUAGUCAGGGUGAACCGUCAUUGGGUGGAGAGCUCAGCAUUCUAAUUUCAUCUGUUCGUUCCAUUUCGCAUAUCUUUAAAGAGCAACACCUGAAAAGCCCAGUUGAUUUUCAAGGGUUUUGUAAAAAGUCUACACUGAGCCUGUGAAAGGUGUACUAAGACCAGGGUCUCCUGGAGCAUCUGAGGCCACUUUCCAGUAGGAAAGUGUCGCAGGGCACUGUGGGGAGGAGGGGGGUCCAGCCGGUAGCCUAGCUGUGUGGCCGUCCUCCCUGAGGAGCCGUGGGCUGCCCCGGCUGAACACAACACUCAUCGGGACUCUCAGUGCUUCCCAUCCUUUCCUCUCCUGCGAGGCAAUGGAUUCCUCUAACUUGAUUGCCUACAAGUCAAAGAAAUUUAGGACAGCCAGCCUGUCUGCCCUGCAUUUUUUAAAAAAUUACUUUUAUUUCUGCAGAGGGAAAGUUAAGUCACAAGUGUCUCCUCAUCCAAGGAGAAAAUUUCCAAGGGAACACAUCUCUGCAGUUUUCCCGAAUGCCCUAAGAUGUUUCUCAAAGCCCUGUGUUUAUUAAAUGUGUACAUAAACCUGCUCACUUACAAAACUUCAUUCCUCUUGUUGAGUGUAUGGGAAAUAAUUGGAAGUAAUCAAUGCUAAUUUCUUCACCAAGCCUGAUUCUUAAUCCUCUUCAGCACCUCGAGGACUUGAGUGAUUGUCCCUCUGGGCAAAAGGCCAUACUCACUGGGGUUGCUGUGGAGAGGCCAGGAAGUGUUGUUGCCUGGCUGCGGCCCUGCCCGGACACAGAAACAGUGGAAGAUGCUGUUAGCUUCUGAAGACUCUGGUCUGAAAAUCAGCCCGCCAACCUCGUUACCUACCUGAGGGUCAUCCUGAUGUAAUUAACCUCUCACAAGUAGUGAUCCUAUUGUUUUAACACCCUCGUUUGUUCUCCCUGACCUUUAAUCAUAAAGUGUUGGGGACCUUAAGUGACUUGCCUGUAAUUUUGGAUGGUUUAAAAAAAUGUGUAUAUAUAUUAGUUAAUUAGGAAUAUUCUGCUUUCCUAUUGUCAACUGAAAUUCAGAGCAAUUUCAUGAGUGCAUGGAUCUGGGUCUUAGUUUUGGUUGAUUGACUCGAGUUCAUUGAUUAUAUCUAUCCGAUGUAUCUGCUCGCUGUGACAGAGAGAACACGUCAUGCCCAGGACCCUCAUUCCCAGGUAGGGGCCGUGGGGGAGGAGUGUAUGUGGGGAAUUAGCAGUCACGGCAGAAAGAUGAUGGAGGAAUGGUAGGUGGCCGUGCUGUGCACCUGUCUACGUGGGGAUUCUCAGGUAGGAGGGGACACGUUCAGAAAAAGUUCAGAAUAAAUGGGAGUUGUGAACGGCAGCUCCAGGUUCUACCCCAGCUGCAGAGUCCUAGGACUGUGAGCUACUGCGUGUUUGAGAUGCCUGCCUGCAGCUUUCUCCAGAACAACUUGACAGUUUCAGGGCCAAAGGGAACCUGUGGGCCCAAAGCUGCAUUUUUAUCUCAAGCCUUUGUUUUGCCCCCGAAAAGGAUAUAAUAAAACCAAUGUGCAGACUCAUUGGCUUGGUCAUUGGUUUCCAAAAGAGUAGGGGAGGUGGGUGUGUGUGAUUUGGUAAUUAUUGCUAGUGCAAAGGUCAUAUUCGUAAAGGUUUAAAAUGAUCAUUCUGGGUUGAAUCCUGUGAGGUCAUUGGCAGAACUCGUCUUUCAAGCCUUUAAAAAAAUAGUUACCUUAGAAGAUAGAAAGGGGGCUGAGAAUUCCCGGGACAUUUGACUUUUAGAAUACCCUGCGUAACACUUGGCUCUCAGUGCCGCUGAAUUAGCGCCCAGGCAGAAUCCAGUCGGAGCUCUAGUCUUCAUCUGCAUCUGGAAGUUUCAGAAACACCUUUGCCCAAAACUAGAAUCUGUGUUUCUCAUCAGACUCCAGGGACCAGUUGCCGAAGUGUGCGUCGAUCGCGUGGGCUCGGACCAUCCGAUUUGGACGCACCCCCUAGGAAACUCCCGGGGAGUGAGGUGCCGUUCCCACCUGUCACCAGCAGAUACACAGGACACAGACGGAAUCCUUGUUCUCUCUAGUUCCUCCCUGUAGCAGUCCUCUUGUAGAGUCUAAAUCUUUAACAAAAGCUUUGGAUACUGUGAAAAUGAUUCUACAUUCCAUUUCAUUUGUGUUGUUUUUUUUUAAACUACAUAUUACCAGAGGUUUUGAUGUUAUCACCUAUGUUAAUAGUAAAUCUGUAUGUGUUCAUUUUAUUUUCAUGCUUUUCCUGCCAUGUAUCAAUAUUCACUUGACUAAAAUCACUCAAUCAAUGAUAA